CCACCUGGCUGUGGUGCCUUCCUCCCCGCUGGGGGGUGCAGGACCGGGUCGCCGAGGUGGACGCUGCGCAGGAAAGUGAGGGUGCGACCCCUAGCUCGCGCAGCCCCGCCCCCGCAGCCAGCGGCCCUGCGGCAGCCGGGGGCCAGAGCUCCGCCCUCCGCCUCCCGCCGGUCUCGCCGCCUCCUCCCUCCUCCUCCCUGGCUCGCUCGCUCCCUCCCCCCGGGCCGGCUCGGCGCUGACUCCGCCGCACGCUGCAGCCGCGGCUGGAAGAUGGCGGGGAACGACUGCGGCGCUCUGCUGGAUGAAGAGCUCUCCUCUUUCUUCCUCAACUAUCUCGCCGACACGCAGGGUGGGGAAUCCGGGGAGGAGCAACUCUGUGCCGACUUUCCUGAGCUCGACCUCUCCCAGCUGGACACCAGCGACUUUGACUCAGCCGCCUGCUUUGGGGAGCUGCAGUGGUGUCCGGAGAACUCUGAGACGGAGCCUGGCCAGUACAGCCCUGAUGACUGCGAGCUCUUCCAGAUCGACAGUGAGAAUGAGGCCCUCCUGGCGGCACUCACCAAGACCCUGGACGACAUCCCUGAAGAUGACGUGGCCCUGGCUGCCUUCUCGGCCCUGGAUGAAGGAGACACACCGUCCUGCCCCUCAGCAUCUCCGGUCCCCUUGUCUGCACCCCCCAGCCCUGCUCCAGAGAGGUCCCUGGCCCCAGCUUCCGAGGAGGAUGAGCUUUCACUGCUGCAGAAGCUCCUCCUGGCCACAUCCUCCCCACCGUCAAGCUCUGACCCUCAGAAAGAAGGGAUGACUUGGCGCCAGGCUGGCCUCAGGUCCAGAAGUCAGCGGCCGUGGAUCAAGACAGACAGCACCCUGGAUAAGAAGGCUCCUGUGCCACAGCCUCGGAGCCGGCGUUGUACGGAGCUCCACAAGCACCUCACUUCGGUGCUGUCCUGCCCCCGGGUGAAAGCCUGUUCUCCAGAGAGGGGCCUGCCACUGCCAACGAGUCCCCAGCCUCAUGCCAAGGAGGACGAGGUUCCUGGAGAGGACUGUGCAAGCCCCCAGCCGGCUCGAGCCUCUCACUGGGACCCUCCGACACUGGGAGGGGCGAGCCCCUGUGCCCAGGUUCCCCCGGAGGACGUGAAGGCGAUGGUGCAGCUCAUUCGCUACAUGCAUACGUACUGCCUCCCCCAGAGGAAGCUGCCCCCUCCAGCCCCCGAACCAGCUCCCCAGCCCUGCGGCAGCCCCUCCAGGCAGGUCAGAGCCCGUCCCCAGCACCCCUCCAAAGCCUCCUGGGCUGAGUUCUCCAUCCUGAGGGAACUUCUGGCUCAAGAUGUCCUCUGUGAUGUCAGCAAACCCUACCGCCUGGCCACACCUGUCUAUGCCUCCCUUACCCCCCAGUCCAGGGCCAGGCUCCCCAGAGACAGCCAGGCCUCCCCUGCCCACCCGACCCCGGUGGAGGAGGUGAGGAUCGCAGCUUCACCCAGCUCAGGGCCCAGACAGAGCCUGCGUCCACUGCGACUGCGGGUGAGAGGGGACAUCAGCCGGUCUGCCAGGCAGCAGCAGCAGGAGGAGGAAGAGGAAGAGGAGGAAGAAGAGGAGGACGAGGAGGAGGAAGAAGAGGAAGAAGAAAAAGAAGAGGAGGAGGAGGAGUGGGGCAGAAAAAGGCCAGACCAAGAUCUGCCAUGGACCAAGCUGGGAAAAAAGCCAGAGAGCUCUGUGUGCCCUGUGCGGCGUUCUCGGAGACUGAACCCCGACCUGGGCCCCUGGCUGACAUUCACUGAUGAGUUGCUGGUCCCCUCAGAGCCCCAAGGUGCUCUGCCCUCACUGCGCCUGGCUGCUGAGGCCUGCAACAUGGAGGGACAGCUGGGCAGCCCCACGGAUGAGGCCAAUGCCCAAGACCAGCAGCUCCUUCGGGGACCCCAGAUCCCCGCCUUGGAGAGCCCCUGCGAGAGUGGGUGUGGGGACACGGAUGAGGACCCCAGCUGCCCACAGCUGCCUCCCAGAGGUAGUUGGAGCCAGCAGCCUGCAAGAGGGGGCAAGGACUCUUCAACGUGCCUCAUGCUGGCCUUGUCGCAAAGCGACCCUGCUUUUGGCAAGAAGAGCUUUGAACAGACCCUGACCGUGGAGCUCUGUGGCACGGCAGGACUCACGCCCCCCACCACGCCUCCCUACAAGCCUAUGGAGGAGGAGCCCUUCAAGCCAGACAUCAAGCACAGCCCAGGCCAAGAGACAGCUCCCAGCCUCCCCUCCCCUGAGGCCCUCCAGCUGAAGGCAGCCCCAGGAGCUGCUCGUAAGCUGCCGAACAAGCACUCCGACCGGAGUGAGCUCCUGUCCCAUCUUCGGCACAUCACAACUCAGCCAGCCUCCCAGGCUGGCCAGAAGCGCCCCUUCUCCUGUUCCUUUGGAGACCAUGACUACUGCCAGGUGCUCAGACCAGAGGGUGCCCUGCAGAGGAAGGUGCUGAGGUCUUGGGACCCAUCUGGUGUCCACUUUGAGGACUGGCUCCAGCAAGGCGCCCCUUCACGGGCUGAGACCCAGGCCUGCCGGAAGGAGGAAGGCCAAAGCUGUGAUGCCUGUGUGCCACCCAAGGACAGUGUGCAAUUGAGAGACCACGAGAUCCGCGCCAGCCUCACCAAGCACUUUGGGCUGCUGGAAACUGCCCUGGAGGAUGAAGACCUGGCCUCAUGCAAAAGCCCUGAAUACGAUGUCUUUGAGGACAGUAGCAGCAGCAGCGGGGAGAGCAGCUUCCUCCUGGAGGAAGAGGAAGAGAGAGGGGAGGAGGACAAUGAUGGAGAGGACUCAGGGGUCAGCCCUCCUUGCUCUGACCACUGCCCCUACCAGAGCCCACCCAGCAAGGCCAGUCGGCAGCUCUGUUCCCGCAGCCAAUCAAGCUCCAGUUCCUCAUCCUGCUGCUCCUGGUCACCAGCUACCCGAAGGAGCUUCAGGUGUGAGAGCAGAGGGCCGUGUGCGGAUGGAACCCCAAGUGUCCGAUGCGCCAGGAAGCGGCAGGAGAAGGCCAUUCAGGGUGAAGGCCGCGUCGUGUAUGUUCGAAAUCUCUCCAGCGACAUGAGCUCCAGAGAGCUAAAGAAGCGCUUCGAGGUGUUUGGAGAGAUCGUAGAGUGCCAGGUGCUGACAAGAAGUAAGAGAGGCGAGAAGCAUGGCUUCAUCACCUACCGGUGUUCUGAGCAUGCAGCCCUGUCCCUGCAGAAUGGCGCUGCCCUGAGGAAGCGCAGCGAGCCCUCCUUCCAGCUGAGCUCGGGCGGGCCCCGGCAUUUCCGCUGGCCCCGACACACUGACUACGAUGGCAGUCCGGAGGAAGCCCUUCCUGCGUCCAGCAAAAGCAAGUAUGAAGCCAUGGAUUUUGACAGCCUGCUGAAAGAGGCCCUCCAGAGCCUACACUGAUCACAGCCUUAACCUCCGAGGAAUACCUCAAUACCUCAGACAAGGCCCUUCCAAUAUGUUUACGUUUUCAAAGAAAGAAGUAUAUGGGAGAGAGAGCGAGCAAGCGUGCGUGAGAGAGACUUGAGACUACUGUCCUUUUAAAAGAACAAAUCGAUGUUUACAUUGCACAAAGCUGCUUCUGUCCGUGAGUUUCCAUGAUGUUGACGUUCCACUGCCACCUUAGUGUCCUCGCUUCCAAAGGGUUGUCCUGGGUGCGCCUCAAAGUGCUGAGUCACUCACCCUCUGCCCUCCUGCCCGACUGACGUCCUCUUGUAGACUUGCAGCCUGUCCCCGUAACAUCCCCUGUCUGUAGCGUGUGAUGAUGAAAUUGUCACUUGUGAAUAGAAUCAGGAUUAUAAACUCAUUUUUAAUUGAAGAAAAAAAAGUAUAUCCUUAAAAUAAUGUAUCUAUGGCUCAGAUGUGCUGUGCCUGGGAUUAUCGUAUCGCUUCCUUGAUUUUGAACUAUGCACAGUCAUGAGGUAUUUGCCAUUCAGCUGCGCUGCUCCCCUGACAGAUUGCCCUGGAGGUGCUGGGGGCUGGGAGAUUGGUCCCCAGGAAAGUGGACCCCACAGCCACAAUGCCUGGGGGCAGUGGAGAGAUGCUUCUGGGCCUCUUCUGCCAAGUCCUGCCAUGAUUUAUUUGGAGCAAGUUUGGGUCAAAUUUCAGUGUAAACCCCCAUCUUGUGCCCAGCUCACUCUGAAGAACAUGCCUGUUUAUUAUCAGAUUCUGUUUUGAAGCCAGGCCAAGCUAUGUUAUUUCCAUUUUCCGUGGGAAGCAGGGGUACCCUGCUGGGUAAAAUGACUUACCCAAAUCCCAUGGCCAGUGAGAAGGCAGAGCAGUGACCCAGCCCAGGCCUUUGAUUCUGGUCCCCAACUCUUACCAUAGCUGGGGUGACAAUGCCAUGCUUGGGGACUGGUAGAGGUGAGUAGGCUAUAUUGGGCACCAGACUAGAAGCCAGGGGACUCAGCUGGGGGCUAAGCCAACAGUUGACUCAUCAGUGUGAGGCAGGUCCCAGCCCCACCGUGUGCCUGGGUGUGCCAUCAGCGCUGACCUGAGUCGACACCCUGUCAGAGCUUUGAGAUGUGACUGCAGUGGUACACGUGGGCUGUGGGUUUAAGAGCAGUCAUCCUCUGGGGGCCCAGCUGUCCCGUAUCAUCUGUGAUGUCGUUUUGAUGGCCAGGGCAGGGGGAUCAGGAGCAGGAGGUGGGGCGGGGGACAAAUAAAGCAAUAUCCGAGCUCCCUUCAAACUUACACAGUGUUUGGAUUGGGCUUCACUUCCAACCUUGUGAUGUCCUUGCCCCGACUGAGCAAGAGUGUAGCCAGGCAGGUGUGACCAUAGUGCUCCUGCUUCACACAGAGUGGCUUAUCGUGAUAUUUUUCAAACGUCAGAGUUCCUUCAGACAUUUCUGUAUUUAGGCGGGGGAAAGUCCCUACCACUUUAAAAAGUUCGAAAGUGACUCACUGAACAAGCUAAGUUCCCUGUUGCUGCUGGAAGGCCCGGUCCUAUGACAGUGGCUUAUCCGUGCCCACAAUAUUGUCCUGGUGGAUGAGAGCCCUCCCUGCCAGUGGAAAAGGCUGCAGAAGACAGGCUGUAGCAGAAACAGGAGCUUGAGCUGCUGAGUAUCAAGUCAGUUUUCUGUGAGAUGGAGCGAGAGGGAGAAUUGGGCAGGUUUCGACUGUCCUAGCUUCUGUUAAGGACAGCGAACAUGCCAGGCAUGUGCCACUACGUCUGCUCAUUGUACAGUGCAGACCUAACUAACCAGCCACAGCAAGGUUAUUCCUUGAGCCUAAAUCCUCAACACAGUGCUCUAGGCGGUCAUGACUAAUUGAUUAGAGUUUAUUUGACAUCUCGUCUGAUCUUUGGAAGCUCUCCAUCAAUCAUACAGAACUGUGUGCUGGCUGGAUUUCAUGCUAGCUCAUCCCUGUCUGUCAUGUCCUGAUCAAUGAAAGAAGUGUCCCUAAAACCAUUCCUUGGCACAAGACUGCCAGUACCACUGUGACAUACAUCUUUGCUUGAGGAGAGUGGGAUGGAGGCGAGAGGCAGUAUUUCGGAAAAAAGCAGGGCUUAUAAGGAUGGACCAAAAAAGGGACUUUGCAUAGCACAGACCCAAUCACUCUAGAUUUCUUUAUAAGCUGUUCACUGCCUAGCACAUGGUAGGCACAUCACAAAUGAAGGAAAUAAAAGUAAAAUCCUUCUGAUUCCUCCACUGGAACCUGAUUUGCAUUGAGAAGGAAACAUUUUACCCCAUAGGUGGGAAAGACCCUGGAUUCAGAAUGUGGAGAGCUGGGUGAGUCCUGACUUCACCGAGAGCUUCCUGCAGAGCUUUGCUCAGGCCCUUGGCUCCUGCGCCUGAGUGCCGGAAGUUGUCAGAUGAUGUCUUCGAUUUGCUUCUUCCUCGGUCACGCUAGGCCAAGGGUUCUGCCUUGGGCUAAUGGUUCCUUAGGAUAAAGGAAGGUAGACUUCUAGGGGAAGGGACUCCCUCCCCACCUUCAGGGUCACUGGAAGCGGCCUUCUUGCACGGUUCAGUCGUGAGCACUGGGCAUCACUCAGACACUUUCCCUUGAGCACGACAGGCAUCUGGGUGUGCCAUCAGGGCCUGAGUGCCAAGGGCAGGGCUGAGGCACAGAUGAGGGAAGAUUUCCUGCCAGGGGCAUCCAGCAGUCUCUGCUUGUCAUCCCAUAUGAAAAAGGCUACCAGUUCUAAAGCUGACCAACCCUGCAGACAACUUCUAUCCGAAAGACUCAUUCGGUGCUGUGUAUUAUCUACCAAGGAGACUCCAGGGUCUCUCCAGGAUGAGUCCACGUUGGUCCCUUUCCCACCAAACUAAGGAGUAACCCAGAGGGAGCAGCUGCCAUUGGCAACCAUCUCAUCAUAGUUCUGUCUAGUAUUUGCUAUCAAUGAUGUUUACAUGUGAUUGCCAUACCGCUUCUGUAGACCGUGUUGACAGCCACCUGUGCAGGGCAGGCUGUGCUGUCCAUCUCUGUGCCGUGCUGGUGUUUUCCUGAAAUGUCCGAUCUAACCGCUAAGUGGAAUUCUUCCAUCUCCUUCCUCAGUCGGUACAGGCUGAGUCAGAAUCCUCACUCUUGGGGGCUCUGGUUACUGAAGGAAAAUGCAUCAAAUAGGUAAAGAAUCUGAGUGGAUGGAGUGCAGCUACGAUUCCCGACUCCCUUGCCCCGAUGCCUUCCCCAUCCCCACCAGGAAACUGCUUUGAGUAGGGAAGUAUGGGGAAGGGUCUCAGCGCAUCGUGUGGAGCACUUAGGAAAGCACAGGAUUCCAGGGGCAGACAGAGGAGAAGGGGCCUGCUGUGAGCAGCAAGUCCUGACAUGGGAAAAGACAGAGUCAGGUGUCUUUGAUGUCCAAAACCUUACUUACCGAUUUUUUGAAAGUGAUUUUUCCUGGAUGUGUGCAAUGAGCCUGCCCAGCCCCUGUGUCGGUGGUGAGCAGAGGGAUGAGGAAGGCAUUGGCAGCCCUGCUCUUCUGUGUGCAGAAGGCUGGUCCGUGGGCGAGGCCUUGAGUGUACCUGAAGGCAGCUGAGCCUGCAGCCUGAGAUGGGGUCAUCUCAACUGUGAAGCAACAUCAACCCUAGAGAUGUUGAUGUGACUCACUGAUGUUAAAAUUACAGUCUUUAUUUAUUUUUAUUAUUAUUUUUAUUUUUUAGCAUUUGAGAUUUAGCACUGUGGUAUUCAGAGGAACACCAUAUCCCACUGUCAGAUAUGACUAAGGUUAAAAAAUGGAUGCAUAUUAGCAAAGUGAACAUAAUGGUUUCACUGGCCAAAGAAGAGGGACCCUCUCAUCCCUUCCCAGUGGAGAAGAAGGAAAUCCACUGGAACCUAUGUGCACUAUGUGAUAGUUGGUCCCAAAGUCCCUGGAGUGUUUGCACUCUGCGUGCAGAGUUGGGAGGUACAGGCUAAAUGGCAGAGAGCCUGGGCAGUGGAAGCCACAUGCACUGCAGUGCCAUUGCCUGGUACAGCUGUGGGACGAGAGAAGCCUCUGGCGCCAGCUGCAAGGUCCCAGGAAGCAGGCAGAGGCUGACUUUGCAUUAAACAGUAGAAGCACUGAGUAAGUGCCAGUGCUCCAUCCUGGCUCCGUGCCUCCCCACUGGCAAACCUGGGUCUCCUCUGGCUGUGUGAGAUGCUGUCCCAGAGGCUGGAGCAGGGUGGCAGGAAGGGGUCUGGUGUGAGGGAGAAGAGGGCAGAAAGACCUUCCAAGCCGCAGCAGCCACAGGAGAGCCAGCUCCAAGGCCAGCCCUUCUCUGGCUUCUUUGCCAGUGAAGCCCUGGACACAGGGAAUGAUAGAUCUUGGUGCCUACUUUUGUCAAAAGCUGGAGAGCAGUCCUGCCAACUGAAAUAGGUGUGGAACAACCCAUUUAACUAUAAACCAUCUAAGAGUGAGAAGCCUGAAGGGUUCUUACUUGCUGUGUGACCUUAGGCCUCCUUUUCCUAAUCUAACAAAUGAGACUCUUAAAUGGCACGAGCACUCCCAGUGAGACGAGCCCUUCUCUCCCCUGCGAAGCCGGUUCCUUCUUCAGCUGUGCGCAGCUCUGGUGCAGGGAAUGGGUCUCUGCAAGGGUCCCAGCCAGCAGCAGGUCCAGUCCCUCACAGUCCUGGCUGAGUGGCCUUAGACAAGGAGACCAGCUCCCUGGGACCGAUCUAAGCCAUAGUUCCUGGUGGGUAUGGUGAGAACCAACCCCAGGCUUGCCUCGGAGGCCAUGUCAAUCUCACACUAGCCUUGUCAUUGUCCCCACCAGACAGCUUUGAAUGCAAAUGUUGUGACCCGCUUGGCUGUUGCUCUCUUGCUCUCAGACGAUACUAGCAAUACACUUGUUUUGCAAAGCAACAUCACUUAGGCACUUUUCACACAUUUCUUUCCAAUGAUUGUAAAGCAUAUGGGGCAACAGGAGGCAUCGAUCACACUGCAUAUGUUUAGGGCAGCUUUUGUUUUUUGUUACUUUGAUGGUAUAUAGCAGUAGUAAGUGAGGCUUUGUGUUUGCUGGGGACAGGUUUCCAGAAAUUCUGCUUCAUGAGAACACCUUGCACAGCCACAAGGGGUACAGAAAUAUAGCUGCCCAAGCCAGGUGGUUUGGAAACUAUGGCUUUUGUAGGUGGUCAGUUCCUGGUUGUGCAACAGUUCCUCAGAAGGUGUUCAUAUUUUGCUGUAUUAUUAUUAUUUGUCAAAGAAUUCUCCAAGGAAGCCUUAAAAAGCCUCCAUUUUCCCUUUGCUGGCCUUGCUCGUAGGGGACCUGGGAAGGGCAGGGGUCAGUUGCCACCUCAGCACUUUGCCUUAUCAAUAUGCGGUUGCCACCUAGUGGCCAAAGACUGUAUCCACCAGCUACCUAGAUGGAAGGCAAAUAAAUCCGUUCUGCCUGCCACCUCACUCACUGCCCAAUACUAACUUUGGGAAUGGAUUAUAAUGGCACGAGUGAACUGUGUGGGUGUUCGGAGCUCAGUAAGACACUAGGGUCAAAAGAUCCCAGAAGCAGCCACUAAAAUUCUCGCACUGUCUGUGAAAUGCACUAAUUGUCCUGCGGGUAAAGACCAGUGGACCAGGCGUCCAGUGUGGGAGGGGUUUACUGUAACUGCAAUACUGGCAGCCUGGCUGCCGACCUUGUUAAGUGAACCUCUGUGAGGUGGCCGCCUUAUACCCUCAGGAGAAGGGGAAGAGGCCAGGUCUGAGCAUUGGCGCAGGGACUUGCUGGCCAUGGCCUUUGAUGUGGUCCACCAAAUAGCCAAACAAGGUUUUUGUUUUGUUUUGUUUUUUUCUUGUUUGUUUUUGUUUUUGUAGUUUGUGUUUUAAAAUUUUGUCAAAUGUUUUCAUGUUAGGAAUAAAAAGUCAUAAACUAUUCCCAACUUUGUUUCUUGAAGGAUGUUUUGAUUCCGAUUGAAGCAGGUUGGAAAUCUCAAGGGGGGCAUGAUCUGGGUGGUAUGUGGAACAGGGCAGUGGGUCACUUGGAUUUCCUGAUGGUCUCGGGGGAAAAUGACCAUCCAGAAGUCCAGCUCAGUGCAAUCUGCUCCAGAAGUUCACACCCACCCUCUCAUCUCCCCAUGCCAUUUAGAUUGGCUUGGAGCAUCUGCUGGUCCCAGAGGCAGCUGCUGAUGUUGAAACCAAUACAAGCUCCCUCCCCCCAGCCCCAGGUCUUUAGAGAUGAUGUCUGUAGCUAGCCUUAAUGACUGGGCAAGGUGAUCCCAUGGUCCCUUCCAGCAUUUCCAAUCUUGGACUCAAAAUCCUUUUCUCUUGGUGUGACCAUGCAGCCUAGAGAAUUCUGAGCAAUAGGGAGCCAGGACUUUCCCUGGCUGUGUGACAGGGUCAAACCAGGGAAUGGCUAAACUUGCAGGUUUUGUCAUCCCUAGCGGUACUACUGUAGGGGGCAUUAUUUACUAGGAAGCUCAAAAAGGUAACUACAGCCUGGGGUGCAUGAGUGUAAGGUUGUGUUUGUGGUGUGUGUAUGUGUGCGUGUGUGCAUGUGUGCAUAUGUGCACGUGUGUAUGCAUGUGCAUAUGUGUGUCUGUGCCUGUAUGUGUGUAUAAUUACAUUGAUGCAUUUCUUGAGAAAGGUGCAAGAAUUUCACCUACACAGAGAGACACAUCUGCUUUGUUAUUUAUAAUAGAAAGCUAAAUUUUAAUUUUUUAAAGGACACUGCUGAUGAUUGAGAAUCGAGUUUUUAGUUUUGCUAUUUUUUUUAAUUGGUAGAGGAUUUUUAUAUAUUUUUUCCAUUUUGUUGGGUUGUGUCCUUAUUUAUAUAAAUACUUUAUCUGUAAGAGGCAAGGAAGAAAUCUUCUUUGCUUUUAAUUAUUGUGGUUGUCAUUGUCCCUAUUUUAUUUCUGGUGUGAUUUAUCUGUCUUACCUUCUAAAUGAGAAAAUGUUUUCUUGUAUUUGUACAUUGUCAGAAUCUAUAGUUUCAUAGAUAAUUUAACCAAAUUGCUCUAUGUAUUAUUAUCCUGUGAGUAUAAAGUUCUAUUUUAACGUCUGUAAAUACUUCAAAACUGGCUUCUUUCUCAAGCUCCCACUGUGGAGUUAUUGUUUACAUCACAAAAACUGUAGAAUCUCUAUGCUCAUGUACUGUAAAUAGUGAAGUGAUCUGCUUAUAAAUAAACUUAACAAAUACACUAUGAGAUUAAAAAGAAAAUAUCACCCCA
Molecule: messenger RNA, 10569 nt
Organism: Cavia porcellus (domestic guinea pig)
Lineage: Eukaryota; Metazoa; Chordata; Mammalia; Rodentia; Caviidae
Gene: Ppargc1b
Product: PPARG coactivator 1 beta
Exons: 12
Coding region: 271-3396 (1041 amino acids)
Biological process (GO): positive regulation of transcription by RNA polymerase II
Cellular component (GO): nucleus
Molecular function (GO): transcription factor binding; RNA binding
Source: RefSeq, a predicted model, not a curated record